Messenger RNA from Podarcis lilfordi (Lilford's wall lizard), 16472 nucleotides. The record is from the annotation of a GenBank genome assembly. Lineage: Eukaryota; Metazoa; Chordata; Lepidosauria; Squamata; Lacertidae.
CGGAAGUCCGUUCUCGGCGUUGCUACGUCGCCUUAGCAACCGUCCCCCGUCGCCCUCCGUCCUCCACCUCAAAUCCUUCCGGCCUUCCCCGCUGGCCCCGGCACUUGAGUUCCGACCUCGAGGCAGGUAUCUCGACAAAUAUAUAUAUAUUUAGCUACGCAAAGAUUAUACACGCACGUUUCCGGGUGUGGGUGUUUGUGCGGCGGCGGCUGCUGCUGCAACGCGGUGGUAGCGGAGACAGACGUCGUUUUCUACGGUGCAGUGGCUGUGACUGACACCCCCCCCAACCUUGAGGAGGCGGAGGGAAGAACCCCUAGGCUUUGCAAAAAGUAGGUUGGCUUCCCUUUUCUUCGGGAAAGGGGUGCUCGUUGUAACGAGACCGAAGUGCUGCUCUCUAUUUAUUUGGGGAUCCGGGGGGGGAGUGCGGGGGGGGGUUGGAGGCCCCGAAGAUCUCCCAUUAAGGAGGGGAGGGCAAUGGAGGUUUUCCUUGUCCCCCCCCCCGAGGUUCUUCCUCGGACCCUCUCCCAAGUUGCUUCUUUGCCCGAUCCUGUGCAUGGUUUAACAAAAGCGAUAGUAAUGUGUGAGAUCGUAACAGUUGUUGUUUUGUAUUCGCACCAAUUUACAACAGGAACGCACAGCAAUAAUCAUCAUAAUAAAAACGCAGUGCGAGCGAUCAGCUUAAGAGCUGACAAAGUGUAAACAAGAUUUGAUGGAUGCAGUAAUGGAAUACUGAACGGUAUAGUUUUUGUAAUUAUUAUUAUUAUUAUUAUUUAUACCCCACCCAUCUGGCUGGGUUUCCCCAGCCACUCUGGGUGGUUCCCAACAGAAUAUUAAAAACAUGAUAAACGAUGAAACUUUAAAAACUUCCCUAAACAGGGCUGCCUUCAGAUGUGUUCUAAAAGUCAGGUAGUUGUUUAUUUCCUUGACAUCUGAUGGGAGGGCGCAACACAGGGCAGGCACCACUACUGAGAAGGCCCUCUGCCUGGUUUCCUGUAACCUCACUUCUUGUAUGCAGGGAUUUAGUAUAUGUAAAAUGAACCAUGGAAAGAGAAGAAGGGAAGUCAUUGAUGUCUUAAGGAUGUAAAAGGAGUAUUUUAAAUUGUAAAACAGAAAACUUAAUAAAAUUAUAUACCAAAAAAAGAGAGAGCAGUGAUGCAAAACAUAGAAUGCAUUCAUUCGAAAGUUCUGAUGGAUCCAAUAUGGAACUUACUUUCGAGCAAGCAUGUGUUUACCCAUUGUUUUCAUUGAGGUUUAUUCUAAGGUAAGUACGCAUAGGAUUGUGGCCUUAAAAUCGAAAUGGUGCUUUUAGAGCAAGCAGGCCCCAGUAAUUUUGGUGAAGAACAAUGUACUUCUCCUGGGCUUGCAGGUUUACAGUUUGAUUUUAGAGUGUUGAUCACCCUGUAGGAUUUACCCUCAAGGAAAUGCAUGUAGGCCUUAGUUCUUAAUAAAGUUAAGCAAAGAUGUGUUUUGGAGCUUAAAGCAAUAUGGGCACAGGUUUUCAGACAACUUGACCUUGGGCAUCUAGUCGAUGUGAUGCCUCAACUUUGUUAUGAGGCAAAAUGAAAACCUGGAGUCUCCUCAACUGCAAGAAUACAGUAUUUGCUUACUCUCCAGUCACUUAAGGCUGUGUUUAUAACAACAGAGCACACAUUGAAUAGAUCAACCUUUCUCAACUUCAGGUCCUCAUCUGUUGUUAGACUACAACUCCCAUCAUUCCUGGCUAGCAGAACCAGUGAUCAGGGAUGAUUUGAGUAGGCAACAAGAUACAAUGAAGAUAAGGACUGGGUCACUGGGGGAAAUCAGAAUUCUCCAACUGCUUUGAUCUCCUUGGGUUGCAAACAACACCCAGUUAUUGUACCACUCCAGUGAAUUACCAGUGUGGUUCCUGAACAUGUGGAAGUCAUUUCUUCCCCUUCCCGCAUUUUCUCAAAAUGUUGUAGAAUGAUCCUCAGUUGUACUUUCCUAGUUGCUGAACUGCUUGAUUUUAGAAAGCAGCAAGUACUUCCAGCAUCUGUGAGAAAGGCAUGAUCUUAUAUUUCCUGUGUGUGGUAUUAGUGCAAUCCACAAGUUGGGCUGGUGUUGAAUUGGAGGAGGGAGACUUAGAAGUGGAAUCUGUCAUUUUAAAUAUCAGCUAAGAAAUCUUGGUAAUGGUUAUGGACCUGCAUACACACUGCACCAUUAAAACACAUUUGAAGUGCAUCUCCCUACCCCCCCCCCAAAAAAAAAGAAUUCUGGGCAAUGUAUUUACCUCUUUUAUUGUUACAAUUCCCAGCAACCUGUUGACAAACUACAGUGCCAAGAAUUAUUUGAGGGGAGAAAUGUGCUUUAAAGGUAUACAGUGGUACCUUGGGUUACAUACGCUUCAGGUUACAGACUCCGCUAACCCAGAAAUAGUACCUCGGGUUAAGAACUUUGCUUCAGGAUGAGAACAGAAAUCGUCCUCUGGCAGCAGCAGGAGGCCCCAUUAGCUAAAGUGGUGCUUCAGGUUAAGAACAGUUUCAGGUUAAGAACGGACCUCCGGAACGAAUUAAGUACUUAACCUGAGGUACCACUGUAGUGUGUAUGCAGUCCAAGUAACAGUGAUCCAACUUGGCUUUAAGGUUCUUGGCCAGAAAUUUGCGACUGUGAUCAGCAGUUGGAAUGAAGCAUUCAUUAAUACAAGAUGUGCCUGAGUUCCACUGACAAAAUGUGAAAGAUGUAAUUUAUUUGCUCAACUUUGCAGGUACAGUGAUACCUUGGUUCUCAAACUUCAUCCGUUCCGGAAGUCCAUUCCAAAACCAAAGCAUCCUUUCUCAUAGAAAGUAAUGCAAAACGGAUUAAUCUGUUUCAGACUUUUAAAAACAACCCCUAAAACAGCAAUUUAACAUAAAUUAUCUAACGAGACCAUUGAUGCAUAAAAUGAAAGCAAUAAUCAAUGUACUGUACUAUAAAAUAAGACAGUAUUGUAGAUGAUAAAAACUACAAUUAAUUUUUUUUCUUACCUGCACUGAUAAUAGUCAUUGUUUGGAUGGGGGGCUUUUAUCCAUUCCCGCAGUCACACAAUCAAUCAAUCAGUAGCUGAACUGGGUUCCACACAGUCACAAAAACAAAUGAACCGAAAAAGCCUCAAAAACAAAAACGCAAAAUAAAUAAUAAAAACAAAAAGCGCCAAACUUAAUCCAUUCUGGAAGUCUGUUUGACUUCCGAUAUGUUCGAAAAUCAAGGUGCAGCUUGUGAUUGGUGCAGGCGCCCCGGAAACAAUAUUCGACAGCUGCAUUGGACAUUCAGCUUCCAAAAAACAUUUGAAAACCGGAACUCUUGCGAGUUUUCGGAGUUUGGGAACCAAGGUGUUUGAGUACCAAGGUGUUUGAGAACCAAGGUACCACUGUACUUUUCCAUGAGAUCACAGAGAUGUCGCCUUUCCUGUUGUCAGCAGUAUCCACUAUGGAUAUAUAUGGAUAUAUAUGGCUAAUGGAGUGCAUUAGAAUCUGGGUGGCUUGUUGCAAAAAUCCAAAAAGGUUCCUGUACCUUCAGAAGUUAGGUGAUGUAUUUUGCAUCUGACCACCCUAUGUACAAUACCUUGUGCCAGAACCUCUGUGCUCUGAGUGAAGAAAGAACUAGCUUGAACACAACUGAGAUGGUUCAUGGGAAGAAACCUGCACGGUCUUAGUUUCAUACGCCUGUGCGCAUAUCCCCCUCCCUCCAUGUAAUGUGUGGCAUAGGUGCUGCAUAUGUUAACUUGUCUCAAGCAAUGUAAAUUCAGAGUGACAACUUUGCAGGUACAUUUUCAGGAGACUGUGGAAGUUUUUGCCUUUCCUUUGUUAGCAGCGUUCACCCGUAUGGUCUCAAUGACAGCCCUUUGGGGCUUCAGAUUUAAACACCAAUCUGCCAUGAGACAUUAUAGUAAAACGAAUCAGUUUGUAGGCUGGGAAUGCAUAACAAAUUAAAAUAACUUCCUGCUCUCUCGCUGAGGAAUCUGCGUGGUUAGAAGGUUUUAGCCCAAACCUGAGAUGCUUUCUUCGCACACUUUGCAAGCUUUCCAGAGUAAACGGACUCAAUUUUUCCCCCCAUUCAGGAGGAGAAAGCACUAAAACUGCAAAUUGGAAGUGAGGUUUGUUACAUGAAAACAACAAAAACAAAUUUAGUACCGUUGCUGUGUUCUUCCACCAAGAAAAGUGACGGUUCCAAGUUUUGUGAAGCUGGAAAGUUAUCGCUUUCUUUAAAAAGUACCACUACAUAAACAGCCAUUACAAAUGUUAACUCCAGACGGUUGGCAAAAUAUAUAAACUAGCAAUGUUCCGUGGACAAUGUUUACAGAGAAAAUGUUAUAAUUGCUUUGUUUUUGCAUUUGUAGGGCUACUUGACUUUUCCAAAGGUUUGGGUUGUGGUACAUGCAUUUACCUGGAGCGAAGCCACCCCACUGAACUCAGUGGGUCUUAUUUCUGAGUAAACAUAUAUAAGAUUGCACUGUUAUAGGCUAAAUAACCUGCUUAUCUGUAAUUUUGUCUCGGCCAUUCAAGAUAAGCACCUUAAUGUAUUCAUAUUUAUGCAUAAGUGUCUGUCUACCUAGUUACCUAUUUGUUUUUAAGUGUUUUCCCACCACCUGGCCCACUAAGGCCCUUAAGUGACUUAGGAAAUAAGAAUACAGUAACAUAAGAAGCCCAGCAAAAUACAUUUACAAAUACAGCUAAAUUGGUUUUUUUUAAAAACACAUUGUCAUAUCAGUGUAGGAAACUACUGUGUUGUACUCAUCAGUUGGGCCCUAGAAUUAAAACCCUAGAGAAGCAGAUAUUUAAACUAUUGAGAAGCAGAUGUUUAACAACCAAGGCUUAAGCAGGAGAUAAUUCUCAAAAUCUGCCUAUGAGAGAUGUGGGACAAAAGGUAGAUCCUGCUUUCCAUUGGAUUACCUUAUGGCCCAAUGUGGGGAAGAAGGACUGUAGCUCACUGGCCAGAGUGUUUGCUUUAAAUGCAGACAGUCUCUAAGUAGGGCUAGGGAGAGACUCUGCCAAUCAUUGCAGGCAGUACUGAGCUAUGGUCCAGUGGCCUGACUCUGUAUCAGGCAGCUUCCAAUAUUCCUCCUAAGCCACUGUCAUGCAUUGAAUUAGGUGUUUUGCACACUCCACUGCAAACCAACCUAAAUGCAGGCUAGCGGUGUCACAUCAGAAGCUGAAUCUGGCUUUUUGGCAGGCCCAGUCAGCACUAAACAAAUGUACUAAAUUAAAUACACGUUUUCCCCCCCAAAGAUACGUGUAUGUGAAACUUGCAGUCAUCGGGAAGACAUUAAGACUGCAAUCUUGUACCCAGUCCUCAGAAGAUAUGUCCCACCAUAAAGUGUUCCAAAAAAGAAGACCUUCGAAAAGCACCCCUAGUUUUUUGUUUUUGUUUUUUAAAAUCAAAAUAGCCAUUGACUUAAGUUGAUCUAAAAUCAUAAAAGUUUUGCUGUGACUGUCAAAAUGUUUCUGUGAAAAUUGGCCCUUGUUGAAAGCCGCUGUGAUUUUUAUUCUCCCUGUAACAGGUCCAAGGAUAUUACUUGAAAGUAAGAUGUCUUUCAAUUCACCUGUGAUUUCAGAAGAUGACCAAAAGAGCCACCAGGGAAUAAAAAGAAAUUUUGAAGGCCUGAAUAGUUUAGAUUCACAGACUACGUCGAUGUUGCAGGAAACACCACUUGAAAACCUGCAUCUAGCGCCUCAGACUGUUCUUGAAAGAGCCCCAAAACAAGGGAGAUCAAAAUGUCCCAGAUGUAAUAGUUCAAGGAUGUUCUAUUGUUACACAUGCUAUGUUCCAGUUGAAACUGUUCCCACUGGAGAAAUUCCUGUUGUGAAGGUUAGUGCAAGAUAUAUCUUAUUUUUGAUCUAAUUUGUCAAUUUUAGCAAGUUUUGGUCACAGUGAAUCAUUCUAAUAAACGAACUGGGGAAGAAUGAAGUGAGACUCAUGUUUUUGCAAUAUAGUUUUAAAAACAAGCUGCGGCAACCCAAAACUCUGUUUUUCUUCAGAGCUUGCUACAGGCUUGCCAAACUCUAGUGGUACAAGAAGAAGAGGGGCCCCUGAUUCCAGAUGGAAUCCCUAGUACUGCAAAUCAGUUGCUAUCCAAGGUCCUUUUUAAUAGGAAAGUUGUCUUUCUGAGACCUUGGAGAUGACCUCCAGUUAGAGUAGGUUGGGUAAAAGGCAGUAACAUAUUUCAUUCAGUCAGUCUGCACCCUGCUGCUUUGACCCAUAGGGCUCAGAAACAAUUUAUUUUGGUGGAAGUUGUCUGGUCAUUGUGUGUUCCCACUGCUUUAAGCAGAUCUGCUGAGGAAAGCAGUGAUUUUUAAUAUGCACUGAUGCAAAGUGUGUGUAUCUUGUGCACUGCUGCCUGUAAGGUAAAGGUAAAGGGACCCCUGACCAUUAGGUCCAGUCGUGACCGACUCUGGGGUUGCGGCACUCAUCUCACUUUAUUGGCCGAGGGAGCCGGCGUACAGCUUCUGGAUCAUGUGGCCAGCAUGACUAAGCUGCUUCUGGUGAACCAGAGCAGAGCACGGAAACGCCAUUUACCUUCCCGCCGGAGCGGUACCUAUUUAUCUACUUGCACUUUGACGUGCUUUCGAACUGCUAGGUUGGCAGGAGCAGGGACCGAGCAACGGGAGCUCACCCUGUUGCGGGGAUUCAAACUGCUGACCUUCUGAUCGGCAAGUCCUAGGCUCUGUGGUUUAACCCAUAGCGCCACCCGCGUCCCCUCUGCUGCCUGUACCCAAAUGCAAAAUGUUCAGCCAGUUACUUACUUUUUCUUAUGAAAUGGAAUGGGGAGUGCCUUUUCUUCUAUAUAUGUACUUGUGCUCUUGGUUGCAGCUUCCAUUGAAAAUUGACAUCAUUAAGCAUCCCAAUGAAACGGAUGGCAAAAGCACAGCUGUACAUGCCAAGCUCCUGGCGCCCGAAGAAGUUACCAUUUACACAUAUCCUUGUAUUCCAGACUACGAAGGAAUGAGACACGAAGUAAGGGGUUGUUUAGACGUAGCAUGGGGGAGAUACUUGAUUUUUUCCUUCCUCUUUCCUUCUUGCUUAUGCCUAUGAAAUCCACAAUGCUGCUAGUGUUCCAAAUUUCCACAAAGAGAAUAUCAGGGCUCACCUGGAGUUCGGAAUCCCUUCUGCACAUAGAAAAGGGGAAAAAUAAGUGGCUUGUUUGCUCCCCCACUCUCCACUUCUCUAAAUUAUACACCACAAUUGCCCAGUUACCAUAUUUUAUAUUGCAUUUGCCACUUGUAUUGGGUUCCUCCUGAUUUGACAGGCAAGAUAUUAUACUUUUUGCUUUUCUAAGACCUGAUGUACACAAUAUCUACUCUGGAGAUACAGUGGUACCUCGCAAGACGAAUGCCUCUCAAGACGGAAAAACUCGCAAGACGAAAGAGUUUUUCGUUUUUUGAGUUGCUUCGCGAGACGAAUUUCCCUAUGGGCUUGCUUCACAAGACGGAAACGUCUUGCAAGUUUGUUUCCUUUUUCUUAAAACCGUUACAGUAAUACAGGGUGCAUUGCUUGAAGAGGUGCAGUUGCGACUUGACUUCGGGGAGCAACUCAUAGCACGCGGUGUGGUAGCCUUUUUUGAGGUUUUUGAAGAUUUUUUUGAAAAAAUUGAAACCGUGCUUCGCAAGACGAAAAAACUCGCAAGACGAAAAAACUCGCAGAACGAAUUAAUUUCGUAUUGUGAGGCACCACUGUACUUUACCUACAGAGGGAAGGAUAUGUAUGCACCUACGUAGGUCUACACCAGGGACGAUUAACCUGUGGCCCUCCACAUUUACUUAUUAAAAUAUUUAUAUACUGCUAUGUAAUUAUAUAAAGGUAAAGGGACCCCUGACCAUUACGUCCAGUUGUGGCUGACUCUGGGGUUGCUGCGCUCAUCUCGCUUUAUUGGCCGAUGGAGCCAGCAUACAGCUUCCGGGUCAUGUGGCCAGCAUGACUAAGCUGCUUCUGGCAAACCAGAGCAGCACAUGGAAACACCAUUUACCUUCCCGCCGGAGCAGUACCUAUUUAUCUACUUGCACUUCGUGCUUUCGAACUGCUAGGUUGGCAGGAGCAGGGACCAAGCAAUGGGAGAUUCGAACCGCCAACCUUCUGAUUGGCAAGUCCUUGGCUCUGUGGUUUAACCCACAGCGCCACCCACGUCCCACUAUGUAAUUACAUAUAUAUAUAAAUCUAAAAACAGAAAGCUAAAAACAGACAUCAGUGAGAGCCAUGCUUGCACAGAGUUUGAGAGUCAUGUGGAGAAAGAUGGUUCUUAGGAGAUUUGGCAUGGUUAGGGUACGGGGUAGAAGGAAGCAUUGGUGGAGGACCAAACUAAGCAGGCCAGGGGUGUUGCCCUAAAUGCCCUAGUCCAUUUGAACAACUUGGGGUCUCCCCGGACUAGGUUCCUGAUAGGGACUUGCCCCAGCUAGCUAGAUUAUAAUUAGGCAGGAGCUGGAUCUAAAUCUCUUCCCCACAACAAGGAAGGAGAAUGUGAGCUCUUAGCUGAUGAGAGGGAGCAGGGAGGCAAUGCCUGUACACAAGGCCUUUUUCCUCAAGAGAAUUUUUCUGUGACGAGUUGGAAGGCCUGCAAAAUUCUUAAUACUUCCCUUGGUGGGGGGACAGAAUAGAAUACCGCAUGGGGACUUCUGAGGUGUUCUGAGGCACCCUGGAGGCGCAGGUUAAUUCUGUGUCCAGGGCGGCUGUCUACCAGCUCCACCUGGUACGCAGGCUAAGACCCUACCUGCCUGCAAACUGUCUCACCAGAGUGGUGCAUGAUCUAGUUAUCUCCCGCUUAGACUACUGCAAUGCGCUCUAUGUGGGGCUACCUUUGAAGGUGACCCGGAAACUGCAAUUAAUCCAGAAUGCGGCAGCUAGACUGGUGACUGGGAGUGGCUGCCGGGACCACAUAACACCGGUCCUGAGAGAUCUGCAUUGGCUCCCAGUACACUUCCGAGCACAACUCAAAGUGUUGGUGCUGACCUUUUAAAGCCCUAAACGGCCUCGGUCCUGUAUACCUGAAGGAGCUUCUCCACCCCCAUCGUUCAGCCCGGAUACUGAGAUCCAGCGCUGAGGGCCUUCUGGCGGUUCCCUCAUUGCGAGAAGUGAGGUUACAGGGGACCAGACAGAGGGCCUUCUCGGUAGUGGCACCUGCCCUGUGGAACGCCCUCGCAGCAGAUGUCAAGGCAAUAAACAACUAUUUUACUGUUAAAAGACAACUGAAGGCAGCCUUGUUUAGGGAAGUUUUUAAUGUCUGACGCUGUAUUGUUUUUAAUAUUCUGUUGGGAGCUGCCCAGAGUGGCUGAGGAAACCCAGCCAGAUGGGUGGGGUAUAAAUUAAUAUAUAAUAUAAUAAUAUAAUAUAAUAUAAUAAUAAUACUGCGACAAGUUCACUUUUUGUAGGGGUGGGUAGGAUGUGACACAAACACACACACACACCCUGCCCACCAGCAGUUGUUGCUUCUGGGUGUCAGAGAAAUUGGUUAGUCCAGCUUGUGAGCAGGCAAAGAGUCUGCCCUGCAUCUAUCCAUUUUUUCCUGCAUGUUUUAUGAGAGGGAGGAUCAUGUUACAGCCCUGUCACUUGCUCUUUUGUUGGUUCCUGUUGACAUUAGUGUUUAUGAAGAUGCUGUGCUGAGAGGUAGUUCUGGGGUUUUUUUAGUAGCUGUGGUACCUUGCACGGAUCCCUCCCAUCCCAAAUAACUCCAACAUUGUGUCUGUUUUUCUUCUAGAUUGCACUUAUCUUUCCUGGGCCUAAUUCAGUUUCAAUAAAUGACAUUCCCCUCUGUUUGCAAAACAAAUCUAAGAAGAGGGUUGGCUGUGACGAGGACUCACCAGCAGAACCAGUCCUCAAAUGUGCGAAAACAGAGUCAGGCAGUGAAAGCGACUUGGGCGAACACCAGUUUCAUAGCAUGAGCAGAAAUGCUCCGUUGAAGAGAAUUGUAUUUAUUGAUAGCACCUGGAAUCAAACGAACAAAAUAAUCACAGAUGAGAGGCUCCAAGGUAUGUUAAUACCAAAUUCUAAAGCCCAGUGCUGCAGAUUAAUAAAAGUGCAAAUCGAAGGGAUGUGCUUGACACAUCAGUCUCAUUACCGCUAUGCAUGAACAAAUUGAACAAUCCAUACAGAUGAAGCAAUGGAUCCCCAUAGCUAUACAUGGGCAUGGUUCUAGUCGCAAUUAAAUGCCUUGUGGUCCAACACCAGGUACAGUCCCUUGCAUCCAGCCCCUAAGUGGACUGGUUUCCUGAUUAGAGAAAUGAAAUUGUCGUUAUAUUUGUUUAUAUCCUGCCUUUUUCGUGUACUGGGACUCAAGGCAGCUUCCACAAAUCAAAACAACACAGAUAAAACACAAAAGGAUAAAAGAUUAACGUUAAAAUGUAAUUAAACUCUAGUAGAAUUUUAAAAAUAUAAGAAACAAAUCUAUUGAAAUAAGGGUAAUAAAAAUAGAACAGCACUAUUAAAACCCUUUCCUUAAAAAACAGUCAGUUCUCAAAGGCUGAUUGGAAUUAAUGAUCAUCAUCAGAGGGUAGAGGGCCUUCUCGGUUGUGGCGCCUGCCCUGUGGAAUGCCCUCCCAUCAGAUGUCCAGGAAAUAAACAACUCUCUGACUUUUAGAAGACAUCUGAAGGCAGCCCUGUUUAGGGAAGUUUUUAAUGUUUGAUGUUUUGUUGCUUUUUAAAAUUAUUAUUAAUAUUGGGAACUGCCCAGAGUGGCUGGGAAAACCCAUCCAGAUGGGCGGGGUAUAAUUUUAUUAUUAUUAUUAUUAUUAUUAUUAUUAUUUUAUUUUAUUAUUAUUAUUUAUUUAUUAUUUAUUAUUUAUUAUUUAUUAUUUAUUAUUUAUUAUUAUUUAUUAUUUAUUAUUUAUUAUUACAGUGGUUAAGAACUUAAUUUGUUCUGGAGCUCCAUUCUUAACCUGAAAUUGUUCUUAACCUGAGGUCCCACUUUAGCUAAUGGGGCCUCCUGCUGCUGCCGCCACACAAUUUCUGUUCUCAUCCUGAAGCAAAGUUCUUAACCCAAGGUACUAUUUCUGGGUUAGCAGAGUCUGUAACCUGAAGUGCCUGUAACCUGAAGCGUCUGUAACCCGAGGUACCACUGUAUUAUUUUUAGUAAUAGUAGUACCCUACCCAUCUGACUGGGUUGCCCCAGCCACUCUGGGCGGUUUCCAACCUAUAUAAAAAGAUAAUAAAGAAUUAAAAAGCUUCUACCUGCUAGUGCAGGCAUAGGCAAAUUCAGCCCUCCAGCUGUUUUGAGACUAUAAUUCCCAUCAUCCCUGACCACUGGUCCUGUUAGCUAGGGAUGAUGGAAGUUGUAUUCCCAAAAUAUCUGGAGGGUCGAGUUUGCCUAUGCCUGUGCUAGUGGAAAAGCAACUAGAAGGGAGCCUGUCUAACUUUUCUAGAAAGGGGGUUUCAAAAUCUGUGAGCAGCCACCAACCAGGUCCUCUCUGUCUUCCCACCAACCAUGCCUGUGAGGGUGGUGGGACCAAAGAUCUUAAAAGCCUGGGCAGGUUCCUUCAGAUAGCCUUGGCCAUAACCAACACUUGAGAUUGCCCGGAAACAGACCAGUAGCCACCCGAGCUGUUGUAACAAGGGAGUUGCAUGCUUCCUAUAACCAGAGCUCCCCUCUGCCUGAGAGCGUCUGGCAACGGUUCUUAACCUGUGGGUCCCCAGAUGUUGUUGGACUACAACUCCCAUCAUCCCUGAGCUCUGGCCUUGCUAGCUAGGGAUGAUGGGAGUUGAAGUCCAACAACAUCUAGGGACCCACAGGUUGAGAACUUCUAUAUCAGUCUGUUACCAGUAGGUGAUUUGAGACAUAUGUACAAUUUAGCGCAUACAUGUUCCGUUUCGUUACCUCUCUUAAUGCAGGAUUGCUGCAAAUUGAACUGAAGUCGCGGAAAACCUGCUUUUGGCGUCAUCAGAAAGGAAAGCCAGAGACGUACCUGUCUACCAUCGAAGCAAUUUAUUAUUUCCUAGUCGACUAUCAUAAGGAAUUCUUGAAAGAAAAAUAUGAAGGACAGUAUGACAACCUCCUUUUCUUCUUCUCGUUUAUGUACAAAUUGAUAAAAAAUGCCAAGUCAGCAGGAAAAGACUAAGGCAAUACUGUAUAUUUUUCAUGUGAAUAACAAAAAUCAGUUCCCUAAAAUAUUCCCUAUGAUCCAUUGUACUUUAUGCUUUUAAACUUAUUAGUAACAAUUGAAUUAAAUAAAUUGCACAGUUGGCUAGAGGGUUUUUUUGUUUGUUUGUAAGAAUGCAAAAUGUUCCUGUCCUUUUUAGUUCAAUCCUAAAUCCAACCCCAUGACUUAUCAUCUGAGGCAAAUCUCUCUUAUGGUUGCCAAGAGACUCCAAAUGGUCUGGGGACUUUACUGCCCUUGCUACAUUUGAACAUAUUUUUUUAUAAGCACCAAUUUGGAUGUUUGGAGGGUUUAUAUCAACUUACAUAUUUUAGAGAGAAGUACUGAUGGCUGUUAUGUUUUCAAUGCGAACUGACAGCGUAUAUUGUUUUGUUGGGGGGAUUUUCUGUCUCUUUUAUCUUCCCCCACUUCUUUGCUAAAUUUGACACUUAAAAAAAAGCUGGACUGUUAUGGGAGUGUUGCCUGAAAUAAAACUGAGCCCGUUGCCUCUAAAUAGAAAUGUUUUCAGACUGUAAUAAGCAGGGAAAAUGCCAACAUAGAGUCUCUUUUCUUAAACAUAGUAAAACUUAGUUCAGCUGUUUCACUCUAUAGGAAUGCGCACUUCACCGUCAGGGAUGACUUAAUCCCGGUGAUGUAACUGUUUACUAAAAAAUGAUUGGAACAAUAUUUCAGUAGACCAAAAAAAAUAAAUAACAAAAAUCCAGGCUAAUGUAUUCAGCAGGAUGCCAAUGGUAAACAUGCUUGGGUCUAAAUUAAGCUGUAAAAUUGCUUUGGUAAUAUUAUAAUAGCAGGUUUACUAUAAUGACUACUUCUAUGUCCAUUUCAGGUUGACAGCUUUGGUACUGCCAAACAAAAGUUUCCUGCUGGAUUCUGAAAUAAAUUUACCAGGAGAAACAUACAUUUGCAGAGAAAGGUGCAUUUCCUUCCAACUAAAGUUGGAAGGCUUGCAACGGAAUUAAGGGUCCUCUGCCCACAGCUGAGCCAGUGGCGUAGCGUGGGGGAUGCAGGGGGGGCCGGCCGCACCGAGCGCAACAUCUGGGGGGGCGCGCUCGCACUCGCAGCUCUCUGCCCCUACCUGGCUCACUCUCUCUCACUGCAGUGCUGGCUGUGCGAAUCCGAUCCGAGCCGCUGGGUCGCCGCCCACUGUGGAGGGGUGGGUGCCAGGCGUGCGGUGCGGAGAGAGAGCGAGGGACUAUCUGGGGGAGGGACAGUGCAGCGGCCGCCCAGCGCAGCGCUGAGCGCAGGAGAGAACCACACCAGACCAGCCUAGGCAGCAGCAAGAAGAAGCUGGCAGUGGCGGCAGGUUAGGGGGCGCAAAUUACUUGCCUUGGCCCGGGUUAGGGGGCGCAAAUUACUUGCCUUGCCCCGGGUUAGGGGGCGCAAAUUACUUGCCUUGGCCCGGGUUAGGGGGCGCAAAUUGCUUGCCUUGCCCCGGGUUAGGGGGCGCAAAUUACUUGCCUUGCCCCAGGUGCUGACAACCCACGCUACGCCGCUGAGCUGAGCCCUGCACUUUACAUUGCAAAUGAAGCAAUUAUUAGACAGUUGUACCUUGGUUCUCGAACGCCUUGGUACUUGUAUGUUUUGGCUCCCGAACGCCACAAACCCAGAAGUAAGUGUUUUGGUUUGCAAACGUUUUUUGGAAGCCGAACGUCCGACGCAGCUUCUGCUUGACUUUAGGAAGCUCCUGCAGCCAAUCGGAAGCCACACCUUGGUUUUUUAACCAUUCCAGGAGUUGAACGGAUUCCCAGAAUGGAUUCAGUUCGAGAACCAAGGUACCACUGUACUGUGUGUAAGCUGUAGAGCCACAUUGGGGGAAGCAGCAGAAGAACAGACAUUAACUCCUUUAAAUGGUUUUCCCCCACUCCCCAACAAACAGUGCAUUAAAACUGAAGUACACGUGUUACAAGUGCUUCCUAACCUCUACCCAAAGCCCUUGUUUAUUAAGAAGCUUGCAGGCUUGAUACACAACACAUUUCGUACAGGAGAUGUUACUAUUGGCCUAACAAUCUGUUUAAAGGUGAUGUGCCAAAUCCACAGUUACCAAAGCACCAUCUGUGUUCUUCUCCUCCUCUUUGGAACAACUCAUUUAAUACAAGUACCAGUUGUGAUUUAAAGGCACACAUCCUUAACCAUAUUAACAGCUAGUUACUUAACUCGUUUCAGUAAAUAUCAUUGAUCAAAUGCAGGGAUACAAAAAAAAUCUGAUUUUUCACUAAAGGCAAAAUAUAUGAUUCCAGAAGCAGUUCCAGUGGGUUUGUUCCUGAGAAGUGGUGAUGUUUAGAAGUAUGCCUAAGUUUCAUUCAGUGACAGUGCCUAGAAUUAUUUCCAUUUCCUUUGCCCUUUAACUCUUUUUCUUAAGGUCCACAAUGAGGUACAGAAACCAUAGGCAGGUGGUGAGAGAAACAGAGCAAAGUUUCUAAAUUACUAUAGUGAAAUAAAUGAAGUCAUUGAACAUUUGAUUUUGAUUUAACUUACACAUUAAUUUCUUCUUUUGAUUAUUUAGGCUGUCGUCUUCUUCUUUGGCGAUCACUUGUAGCUGAGUAAGAUUGACCAUAUUAGAUACUUUCCGGGUUCCUGCUCCUUCAAGAAUAUAGCUAGGGGAAACUAGAAUUGUGCUACUGAUCUUCCAAGGAAAUAAGUUGGCCCUGGGCAAAAUUUUCCGCUCCUUCCCAUUGAAACUAUUUUGGUCAUAUUGAUCCAUCUAGCACAGUACAGUUUCCUUCAACUGCCAGCUGCUCUCCAAGAUCAGAAGUCAGCUGAGAUCCUUUUAACUGGAGGUGACGGGGAUUCAUCCUGGCACCUUUGACAUGCAAAUUGGGGGAUGUACCACUGAACUACAGGCCCUGGCCCAUUGCUCCAACUUCCAUUAUCCUUGAACCUCCUCUUCUCUGGUGAUCAUUCGUAGCCAAGUAAGAUUGUCUUCCAAGAAGACUGUCUUAACAGUGAGUCCGUAAGUGACUGUGGAGGCCAAUUCUGGAUCCACACGUCCUUCCAUGGUGGGGACAUAGGUUUCCAGGCGGGAGUUGAUUACGGUGAGGGCCUGCCAAGGGUGCCUUUCUCUUAGCUCAUUUCUCCCUUUUGUCCUGAGUUCAAGCGUCUUCAAAGUCCAUGACACCUUUGGUAAAGGCUGUUCUCCAAUUGGAGCACUCGCAGGCCAGUGUUUCCCAGUUGUCGAUGUUUAUACUACUUUUUUUAGAUUUGCCUUAAGAGAUCUUUAAACCUCUUUUGUUGACCACCAGCAUUAUGCUUUCUAUUUUGAAGUUCGGAAUAGAAUAGUUGCUUUGGAAGACUGUACAAGGCUGUACAAAGCAUCUUACUCCUAGUUCUUGCUGUGAUCUAGCAUGCAUUGAUAGGGCUUGCACUAGAGCCUUAUCAUUCUGAAAAGGGAUAGAAUUUCUAUGGUUUGGUAAAAGGAACUGUGUUGAAAUGUGUUGUUGAAAUAGCAGGUAAGGAGAGUUCUGCUAGAUUAGACUGAAGGCCUAUCAAUGCCAGAGUCCUUUGGCCAAGUCAUGUGGCUUGCUAGAUGGUUUGGGGAAGUUUAUACACAGUGCCUGGGCUGGGCUCUUCUCCAUCUGCCAUCAGAUGUCAGUUGUCUCUAAAAUGACAUUUCAUUUUGGUAUCUCAACUGAUAGUUGUUCUCCCUGAUCAAUUAAAACCACGUAAGCUAAGUGGCCCUCCUCACAGCAAUUUAUGGUAGUUAGGCCUAUGAAAUUAAUUGUACAUGGUGCGAAGAAGUACUUCUAUUUAAGGAUAACAACAGGAAGAUUUAAAGAAGGAACUAUUGGAAACUCAAGGCAGUAGAAACGUAAGAUGAUUAGAGCCCCACUGAACUUGAAGCAUGGGAAGCCCCAACAAAAAUUUAUAAUUUGGCAGAAUAUUUGGACUAUAUGAUAGGUAUUUGUAUAAUUUGGAGUACUUAAUGUGAUUUGAUUGGAUUGUUAAAAUGGAUAUAUAUAUAUAUAUAUAUAUAUAUAUAUAUAUAUAUAUAUGAAGUACUUCUAUUUAUCCUAUAUGUAUCGCCAAUCAGUUUUGUAGGGAGAGCCCAAAAUUCAGGUGUUUGGGGAGGGCAGAGUAGGAAGAUAGUUUAUUUCCCCAGUAUGGGCAAAAUCUAACAUUCGUUUCAUUUGCACACACAAAAAUGUAGAGCUGACCAGCUGGGGUUAACAUAUUCAUCUAAUGGUGAUAUAGCAGAAUACAGGCUCAGGGUACGUAGAAUAACCCCUAUUUAGACAUGUAGUCUGCAGUCCAGUACAUAGUGAAGAAUCGUCCUUAAGGCUCACUGGAUGGUAGCCUAUGUUGCUAAAACCACUGUUAUACAAAACUGUGUCAUGUUUUUACAGCAAGAAAUAUCUUCAACAGUCAUCUCUCUAAUAAAUUGCAACAGCAAAUGCUUUCACCAUC